Messenger RNA from Symbiodinium natans, 393 nucleotides. The record is from the annotation of a GenBank genome assembly. NCBI's taxonomy places the organism in Eukaryota, Dinophyceae, Suessiales, Symbiodiniaceae.
AUGUGCAUCUUUUGCGAGAAAGCCAAAGGCGAGUUGAGUGGAAAUUUGACAGCUGCGCAGAAACGCGAGAUCGAGUCUUGCGUCGAAUUGCAGGAGCGGCGCAUUCGUGCCACCAUCCUCACUGGUUUCUUGGGGGCGGGCAAGACCACCUUCCUGAACUUCGUGCUCAAGAGUCUUGGGCAUGGGAAGCGCAUCGCAGUGGUGCAGAAUGAGUUCGGCAAAGUUCCUGUCGAUGACCAGCUUAUGCUGUUGGAGCAGUCCGCCGCAGAAACCAUUGUCAUGCCGAAUGGUUGCCUUUGUUGCCGUGUUCGUGGGGACCUGGUGGAAGCGCUGAGGUGUGGUAAUGUUUGGGAGGGUUCGUUGAGGCUUUGGGCUUGCGAUCCUUGGCAUUGA